Tinamus guttatus (white-throated tinamou) is the source of this 621-nucleotide messenger RNA. The record is from RefSeq and is a predicted model, not a curated record. NCBI's taxonomy places the organism in Eukaryota, Metazoa, Chordata, Aves, Tinamiformes, Tinamidae.
AUGCACCCUUGUCCCCCAGCCCCUCGCAGCCCAAACCCGGUGCAUCCCCCCCUUCCUGGGCUGCACGGCCCCAAAACCCUGUGCCCGCAGGAGACGGGCAACGCGCAGGUUCUCUUCAUGCACCUGGACCUGGCCAGCCUGAGCUCGGUGCGCGCCUUCGCCGAGGCCGUCCUGCGCCAGGAGCCGGAGCUCCAGCAGCUCCUCAACAACGCGGCGUGCGGCGCGCUGGCCGCCUUCCAGGCCUACUGCGACAGCAAGCUGGCCAACGUGCUGCACGCCCGCGAGCUGGCCAGGCGCCUGCGGGGCACCGGCGUGACGUGCUAUGCUGUGCACCCAGGUACGGCCCUGCAGACGGGCAUGGCGGGAGGGGACGCGCGCUGCGGGUCCCUUGGCACCGUGUGUCCCUUUGCACUGGGCAUCCCUUUGCAUGGGUACCGCGACGCCGCCGCGGGCGCCGAGACGCCGCUGUUCUGCGCCACGCGGGAGGGCAUCGAGCGCUUCAGCGGGGGCUACUUCUCCGACUGCCGCCCGCGGGAGCCGUGGCGCCCGGGCGGCGACGACGAGCUGGCGCGCGCGCUCUGGGAGGCCAGCGAGCUGCUCGUGGGGCUGCCGCCCAAAUAA